Paraglomus brasilianum is the source of this 1656-nucleotide messenger RNA. The record is from the annotation of a GenBank genome assembly. Lineage: Eukaryota; Fungi; Glomeromycota; Glomeromycetes; Paraglomerales; Paraglomeraceae.
AUGAAAUACGUUUUAAUAUUGGGUGGUGUAAUCUCGGGCAUUGGGAAAGGCGUUAUUGCGUCCUCCACUGGGUUACUGUUAAAAACGUUAGGUUUAAAGGUGACUGCAAUUAAGAUUGACCCUUACAUAAAUGUGGAUGCUGGUACUAUGAACCCUAUCGAACAUGGUGAGGUGUUCGUUUUAAAUGAUGGAGCCGAAGUGGAUCUCGACCUGGGGAACUACGAAAGAUUUCUUGAUGUGACAUUAACACGGGACAAUAAUAUUACAUCUGGGAAGAUAUUUCAGCAUGUCAUUGAAAAAGAGAGGAGAGGUGAUUACUUGGGGAAAAACGUACAAACAGUCCCUCAAAUAACCGAUGCAAUCCAAAACUGGAUUGAGCGAGUUGCAAGGAUUCCUGUGGACAAGAGCGGCGAAAUACCAGACAUUUGUAUAAUUGAGUUGGGAGGCACAAUAGGUGAUUUUGAAUCGGCUCCAUACAUCGAAGCAUUGCGACAGUUUCAGUAUCGAGUUGGACAGGAAAAUUUCGCCGUCAUUCAGGUUUCUCUGGUGCCGGUUCUUGGUGUAGUCGGUGAACAAAAGACAAAACCUACACAGGCUACAAUCAGGCAGCUGAGAGCUUUGGGAUUGAAACCUGAUCUGGUGAAUAUGAUAUUAACUCUAGAUGUAGUUGGAAUCGCUUGCAGAUGUUCUGAAGAAUUGGAGGCUCGUGUUCGCUCCAAGAUUGCUCUCUAUUGCCGUGUGGAACUCGAACAAGUGCUAUCGGUCCAAGACGUUGCAUCGACGUAUCAUGUACCACUACUACUUAAAGAUCAGGGUAUAUUGAAUUAUCUGACGAAGCGUCUUAGGUUGGAUUGCAUCAGCAUUACGCCUGAAUGGCAGCGGAAGGGAAGCAAUUUACUACGGUUUUGGAAGAAGUUGACUGUCGAACACAGUCGCUCUCGGGAAACAGUUACAAUCGUCCUAGUGGGCAAAUACACUUAUCUUCAAGAUUCGUACAUUUCAGUCGUUCAGGCACUCGAACAUGCCUCAAUAGAAUGUGGACGUAAACUCGUCUUGAAGGGCAAAAUUGCAGCUGUCAGAUAUGCCAGAGAGAAGAAGGUUCCAUUUUUAGGUAUUUGUCUUGGAUUACAAGUAGCCGUUAUCGAAUUCGCACGUCAUGUGUGUGGCAUUGAAAACGCCAACUCGGAGGAACUAGAUGCAGAGGCCGUCAAUAAAUUAGUUGUGUAUAUGCCGGAAAUCUCACGUACACAUCUCGGUGGUACUAUGAGAUUAGGCUUACGACCGACGAGUUUUACCAAGGAGAGUGAAGGCUGGUGCAAGAUCCGCAAAAUAUACGAAUCACAUCAGUCGAUGGGCACCAUAACAAAAGAAGGCAGCAUGGUUGGAGUCAAAGAACGUCAUCGUCAUCGUUAUGAAGUUAACCCAGAGUAUAUCCACUUGUUAGCAGAGAAUGGACUAAUGUUUGUUGGACGUGAUGAGACGGGAAAACGCAUGGAAAUAAUGGAAUUACCAGACCAUCCGUUCUUCGUGGGAACCCAGUACCAUCCAGAAUAUCUUAGUCGUCCACUACGACCUGUGCCCACAUUCCUUGGUUUUGUGGCAGCGUCUGCUGGAUUGCCACUAAGUUCUCUAUUCUCUAAACAUUUACCAAAUUGA